AUGCUGUCAAGGUCAAUUUCAAGGUCUCGAUCAAGACUGCCAUUUAAGAAACAAUCAGUGGAAGAGUCCAUAUAUCGUGAAAGAUCUCAGGAACGUUCCAAUGAGAAAUAUCAUAAAUCUGAGCUUUAUAGAAAGGAAAAACCAACCAUUCAAGAUGUACCACUACUGAAUUCUUCAUUCAAUAAUAGGAUUAAUCUGCCUCAAUUCCAACAGGAACAGAAUGAAAGAGGCAGAUCUAGAGAUCGUGGGAAUUCGUCUCCAACUAAAAGUAAUUCUUCAACAAAUCAAACCGUUGACUCUUCUCUGGAAGAAGAUGAUCCAGAUAUGAUUAGUCUUAUGGGAUUUUCUGGGUUUGGAACUACAAAGGGCAAGCAUGUAAAGGGCUCGAAGGGAGGUGCUGCUAAAACAGAAAAGAAAACUGAAUAUAGACAGUAUAUGAAUAGAACUAAAGGAUUUAAUCGUCCAUUAUCUCCAUCCCGAGAUAAAUAAAAGAACAUAAAAUCUUAUGUGAUUGGGUUGCCUGGACUUAGUCUUGAUUCAUUCAUCGCACAAUCUUUAGGUAGAGUUCAAUCUUCUACAAAGAAUCAUUCAAUAUGGGACACACAAAAACCAUUGAGUGGGAUAUCUAAAAAGGAAAUAGUUGUACUUUGAAUUAACUCCUUUAAAGUAC
Molecule: messenger RNA, 670 nt
Organism: [Candida] anglica
Lineage: Eukaryota; Fungi; Ascomycota; Pichiomycetes; Serinales; Debaryomycetaceae
Source: the annotation of a GenBank genome assembly